This is a messenger RNA of Phycomyces blakesleeanus NRRL 1555(-), 765 nucleotides long. RefSeq lists its product as hypothetical. The record is from RefSeq and is a predicted model, not a curated record. Bases 1 to 765 code for a protein of 254 amino acids. The transcript has 5 exons. Lineage: Eukaryota; Fungi; Mucoromycota; Mucoromycetes; Mucorales; Phycomycetaceae.
AUGGGCACUGGAAAAACCAUCCUAAUUAACAAUGUGGUCAGGCCGUGCCAUAAUGUUGUUUGCCAUUGCACUCUAUGCAGCAGAAACUCCUUAGGAUACUCUUUGGUAUCAGGCAGAACUGCUGAGCGUCAUAUUGUAAAAGAAAAACUUGAGAGAGUGGAGAGAUCUGAUGCAGCUGAAAGAUUUGCAAACUCUGUGCAAGAAGAAGAAAUGAUGGACGUUGAUACUCAGUACAACCAGACUGACUCAACCAAUUCGAAUGCUGCCAUAAUGGCUGAUAAUGUCUCGGUUGAUGAUGAAAUCAGCGAAGUCAAUGACAAUGACUCCGAAAGCAAUGACAGCUCUGAAGAAGAAGAUGCUGAAACAGACAUUGAAGAGCUCAUUGCCAAAGACUUUUUUGCUGCUUCCAAAAUUCCUGCAAACCCUGUUCAUCAGUUCAUUGCCACCUUUACUGUCCUGUUUGCUUCGCAUUAUGUUAUCAACAAAGGUGCUGCUGUGUUGAUUGAAUUUGUCAAUCAGUUAUUGAAAAUUUACGGCGAAGAUUUUCAACUGCCAUCAAGUCUUUCUGGUCUGCAAGCAAUGACCGGGCUUUCUAACUUUGCUAAGAGCAUCAAGAAGUUUGUUGUAUGCCAAGACUGCUAUAAGGUUUACAAGCAAGAUGUGCCUCUCCCCACCAAUUGCGAUUUCACAAAGCAUGAUGCUAGAUCAACAUGCAGCUGUACAUUAAUGAAGGUCUCACCUUCUGGUGCCAUGGUAGCCAAGUGA